AUCAAACAAUUUAUCGUAAACUGAAAAAAUGUCUGUUUCAUACAGCACGACAUCAUCAAAAAAAAUAAAUAAAACUAGUAAACAAAAAGUGACAAAAUUAAAUGAAGUGCAGAAGGAAAGUGACUUGAGAAUUUACGACGAUGAGGGCAAUGACGUGACACCAAAAUUUCUGAUCCACGAGUACUAUGCACAUGUCCAAGAUCCAGGUCAGUUGGUCAACUGGGAUGCGCUGACACUGAAGCAGCAGAGCAGUUCGGUUCAAUUGUUGACCCCGUCUCGAGGCUGCCGAUCAAGUUCAUCUUUGAUCAAAGCUUCUUCACUUUACACGAUGGCUAUGCCGCUUGAAGACACCAUGGAAAGUCUAUUGUCAAUUUACAAUCAAGAUUCACUGAGUGUUGAUGACCAUGAUCGUGCGCCUUCACCUUUUUGUCUGCCCAGCGUGGAUCCUGUUUUACAAACGCGCCCAGAAAAGUUAACGGUAAUUUUGAGAGAGACUGAAACAUUUUUUAUAUUGGAGAUGCCUCAACUGACGGCUGAUUUAGACACUCCAGAAGGUCAGGCUGUCAAGGAAGCUAACGAGAGGUACGAGUAUAUAACCAAGGGCGAGGGACGGAAUCGCAGAUUGGCUGAAGCUGAGACUCAGACGACGCGAAUUUAUACCAAGUCGCGGUCAACUUACUUGGGAAGAAAGAAGAGAAUGAAUCGUGGUACUUUUGUUAACAAUUGGGUUAUGUAUGACACCUAUAGCUCUGCUGGGACAGUUGAUACCGAAGAUGGGAAGAAUAGUGGCAAGAAAACUCAGGAUCGUAAUAAAUUUACAAAAUUAAUCCAAGAAGACUUGGCAGAUACUGAGGAUCCACUAGCUCUUUUAUACGAAAAUGAAUCAUUUGCAUCAGCGGUCCGAAUAAUGGAGCGAAUAAUUGCCAGCAAGUUCUACACAGUAGCUCAGAAACGAUUCAAAGGGCUGAUAAAAAAAGAUCCAUGUAGUCUGGAGCUCGAAUUCACAUACAGUUUGGAUCUUCUGUGGACUCACGAGUGCCCGGAAGUCAAAGAACGUUCAGUAAAUUGUAUUCGUUGGAAUUACAAGAACGAUAAUCUUCUGGCAGCUGGUUACGGCUCGACUCCCGAACAACCCAACGGUAUUUUACUUAUCUGGUGUAUAAAAAACCCAAGUCAACCAGACCGAGUUUACAAAUUCGACUCAGCAGUCUCGGACUGCGAUUGGAGUCGUCAGAAACCGAAUCAACUGGCCGUAGGUUUCUACGAUGGAACUGUCAAAGUUAUUGAUGUAAGUAGUAGAAAUCUAGUAGUCUUACGUAAAAGCUCACGUGAAACUUGUCCGACUUAUUGGCCUCAUUGGCAAGUCCAGUGGUGGCUAGAUGGUGACCCACUUGAUCCUUUGCACUCUAGUCAAGAGUUAAUUUACACAAGCAACCAAGACGGUUCUAUUUUCUGCUUCGCCACAAGCAAAGACUUUCCAGCGACUCGAAUCAUGAAGAUUCCCAGAAUAGAAGACAAAAUUCCCGGCGUAAAACGAACUAAUAGCGGCGGGAUUCUUUAUGACAUCCCCAUCAGCAAAAACCCAGGAAUUCUGCUGCUGCGUCGUCAUCCGACAACAAGUAACAUCUAUUACGUUGGCUCUGACGAAGGCUGCGUUUACCGCUGCUCUACCAACUACCUGAGCCAUCACGUAGACAACUUUCUAGCUCACAACGGUCCCUUUUAUUCCCUGGAAUUUUCUCCAUUCUGUCCGAAAAUCUUCUUAACCUGCGGCUCGGACUGGUGCACCAGGAUUUGGGCAGAUGGCAUCACCGAUCCUCUGAUAACUCUUUCGACCCACAUGGCCUGCGUCCAAGCGGCCGCCUGGAGCCCAAACAACUCAACGGUAAUCGCCACCUGCGUCAACAACGAAAUAAACAUCUGGGAUCUAAAGCGACGUACCCACCGGCCAACUUCCGUUACCGUUCUCCCAUCACUCACCCGUAUCAUGCUACUUGAAUUCACUAAAACUGGAAAUCAAUUGGUAGCAGCAGACCUCAACGGCACUAUUUACAUUUACAACCUCGAAGGAAUGCCUUUUCCUCCAUUCGAGCAGACUUCCGUGUUGCUCGAGGCCAUCGAGAAGAGCCUCGCCAUUAAACCAGCACUCUUGAGAAAACUUCAUAAACUGGGUUCUUCAUUCUAAUUAUCAGCAUCAUUAUCCUACUACUCGGGUACUAAAUAGUUUUUAA
Microplitis demolitor is the source of this 2231-nucleotide messenger RNA. RefSeq names its product dynein axonemal intermediate chain 4. The record is from RefSeq and is a predicted model, not a curated record. Lineage: Eukaryota; Metazoa; Arthropoda; Insecta; Hymenoptera; Braconidae. Gene Ontology annotation, biological process: cilium movement. Gene Ontology annotation, cellular component: axonemal dynein complex. The coding region runs from base 29 to 2185 and encodes 718 amino acids. Gene Ontology annotation, molecular function: dynein heavy chain binding; dynein light chain binding. The transcript is spliced from 2 exons.